AUGAAUAAUAGAACUCCUCAAGCUUGUCGAACUUGUCGCCAGCGGAAGGUUAAAUGCGACGGCCAACGGCCAGCAUGCCAGAACUGUCGCAAGAGGCAGGAUGACUGCGAAUAUCCGACCACUCUUCUCCCAGGAGGCUAUGCUCUUGAUAUCACGAACCAUCAGCCCCUAUUUUCACCUUCUAGAUCCUCUCCUUCCAUGCCCGUGUUGCCAACAGAAGGGUCUACUACUGAACAGUCGCAGAGAUCUGCUAGGAGAGAUAAUUUUCAACAGAGAUUAUUAGCAAUUUUCUGGUCCACACACCAUUCGGUAGAGCUGUGUGCGUGUAUCCAUCGGCCAUCAUUUGAAACAGAGUAUUCAGAGCCGCAGAAUGAAUUCCUUAUGUGCAGCAUAUCAUCUUUGUCGGCAAUCUACCUGUCUGAUGCAGAGGCGCGCGCUCAUACGAACGAGAUAACCGCAGCAUCUUUAUCCUCUUCGUAUGCUGAGCGGGCCAGGGCCAUUUCUCGUAGAACAUCGGACAGCCCAUCAAUAUCUGCGAUUCAAGCAAACCUAAUUUUAGGGUUACGUGAUUUAUUACAACGCUCUAUAUUGUCAGGAUGGAUGUAUAUAGGCCAUUCUAUCCGCAUGUCUCAAGGGAUGCGACUGCGUAGGGAGUUCAAUCAGCGUUUACGUCCUCGUGAAAAGGAACGUCGCCGUCGCACAUUUUGGGCAUGUGUAACUAUGGAUCGCCUGGCUUCAUACUGGUGCAAUCGACCACCCACGAUUCAGCUAGAUGCUAUCUCUAUCCGGCUACCUAUGGCAGAAGCUGCUUAUGCAUUUGACGAGGAAAGUGUGGCGCCAACCAUAGAUUUACUUUUGCAAGGCGCCAAUUUCGAGUCUUUGUCGGGUCUUUUACAACACUUUGUUGUGGCUGUUGCUCUCUGGGGGCAACUCUCUGGUGAGUAUGCGAUUGGUGGGCGUGCAACAGCCAAGGAUAGCCCAAUAAACCCUCUAAGUGAGAUACACAGUUUUCACCGUGUUCUCCUUGAAUACCAACAGUAUCUUCCAGCUAGUCUGAAAUGGUCAGAGGAAAGUUUCAGAGCACACAAGUCACUGGGACAGGGUCAAUUGUUUGUAAAUCUUCACUGGGUAAUACACCACGGAUUGUUUGUUAUUCAGCAGGAGUACUUACCGCAGUUUGAUCCAUUUGGAAAUGUUGACAGAACGAUUGGCGAUGCCGGAUGUGAUCAUGCUGGUAUACCUUUUAAUUACCGAGACGAAGAUGCGGUGGUGACGUGUCUUCAGAAUGCCCGGGCUAUUUCCUCGAUAUCCCGAGGAUUGAGUCGAUGCGACGAUCCAGCUCAUCGCGAUAUUUUUCAGUCUACGUUCGCUGCGUGUGCUUUGAUGUCCGCCGCACAGGUCUGUCUCUGGGGACAUUUUGUGGAACAGCACACAAGAGAAUACUCUCAGUGCGCGCCGUUCAUGGAAGAUUUUACAUUGUCAUUAGAUACUCACCGAACAUGGUCUUUCAAUUGGAAAGUGUGUGAAGGAUUCGUGGAAUCUCUCGAAUUACUUAAAAUGCUUUACGAGUGUGCCUACGGAGCCACUCAAAUCUCAACAGAAAAAGGAAGCGAUAAUAGUAGCGAUAGUAAUCAUAUUGAGUGUGGAGAGACAUCAUCAGCGAAACUGUCCGAAGGCGCAGGUUUACCUGAUCCUACUACAACCAGUCAACGCCUUUACUACCAAAUCCGAGCAAUCAGUGUUCUAGCUUUGGAAGACAAAAACUUCAAAAGACGAUGUCUUGCAGCUUUUACCAAAGCUAUGUGGCCCGACAUUAUUGGGGAUGAUAUAAUGGAAGCUUUUUUCCUGACAGAGCUUGACGGAGGUACUGAUCUCAGCACCGAGACGAUAUUCUCGACAUUUCCAGAAGAAAUAUCCAAGGAUGAGCUCUGA
This is a messenger RNA of Talaromyces proteolyticus, 1932 nucleotides long. RefSeq names its product fungal-specific transcription factor domain-containing protein. Gene Ontology annotation, molecular function: DNA binding; zinc ion binding; DNA-binding transcription factor activity, RNA polymerase II-specific. The record is from RefSeq and is a predicted model, not a curated record. Gene Ontology annotation, cellular component: nucleus. Bases 1 to 1932 code for a protein of 643 amino acids. Lineage: Eukaryota; Fungi; Ascomycota; Eurotiomycetes; Eurotiales; Trichocomaceae. Gene Ontology annotation, biological process: DNA-templated transcription; regulation of DNA-templated transcription. The transcript is spliced from 3 exons.